Molecule: messenger RNA, 993 nt
Organism: Rotaria socialis
Lineage: Eukaryota; Metazoa; Rotifera; Eurotatoria; Philodinida; Philodinidae
Source: the annotation of a GenBank genome assembly
AUGAAUGAUGAGCUCUCUCUCAUAAAGGUUGCUUAUGUAAUACAUGAAAAUCCCAUAUCAAUUCUUUCAAUUAUUCAAAAUCAACUCAUUCGUUACGUAUCAUUAGUACUGCUCGUCACUGGCACAAUAGGUAAUAUUCUUAAUUGCUUUGUUUUUACACGUCGUUGCCUUCGAUAUAAUUCGUGUUCACUCUACUUUUUUGCAACGAGCAUUACUAAUUCGAUAGGACUCUAUUGUGCUUUUAUUGCACGUGUAUUAAUCACUUUCGAUAUCUAUGCAACAUCAUCUCAGUCGUCUGUCUAUUGCAAAACUCGAACAUUUUUUACCUACAUGCCUCUAUCGGCAUCAGCAUGGUUUAUAGUAGCAGCAUGUGCUGAUCGAUUUGCAUCAAGUUCAUCGAGUGCUCGAAUGCGUUCAUUUAGUCAAACUAAAGUUUCUCAACGAGUCAUUUGUGGUAUCGUUGUUAUUGCAUGUCUUGUUUGGGCCGAAAUGUUCGUUUGUUUUAAUGGAAAUGCCAACGGUACCACUUGUGCUCCAGCAACACCAUUUUGUAAUACAUUCAAUAAUUUUAAUCUACUGAUUUCUUAUAGUCUUCUUCCGCCAAUAUUCAUGUUUAUAUUCGGAUGGAUGACUAUUCUGCAUGUACGUCAUCGGCCGAUCCAUCGACAAUCGAGUUUAAGAGGUCGUCAACUCACUAUACUUCUUAUUGUUCAAGUUGUGUGCGUCACCUUUCUAUCGUUACCAUUUUCUAUUCAGAAAAUUUAUUUGCAAUUUACCGCUAAUCAAAUGAAAAGUUCACAACGUAUUGAAAUAGAAAAUUUUCUUGGUACAGUUGCCACUCUUAUCAUUUUAAGCAAUACGUCGAUGUCGUUUUACAUGUUUACACUUACGAGUAAAGUAUUUCGAAAAGAAUUAAAACCUUUAUUAUUAUUCUGGAGUCAACGACGAGCAGAUGUUGAACCUAUUCAGUCAACGACAAGAACGACAAGAUAG